This is a messenger RNA of Lipotes vexillifer (Yangtze River dolphin), 1732 nucleotides long. RefSeq names its product distal membrane arm assembly component 2 like (gene DMAC2L). The record is from RefSeq and is a predicted model, not a curated record. Bases 60 to 662 code for a protein of 200 amino acids. NCBI's taxonomy places the organism in Eukaryota, Metazoa, Chordata, Mammalia, Artiodactyla, Lipotidae. The transcript has 5 exons.
GCCGACGCCGCCGUAGACGCUGGGGACGCUAGCUCGUUCCCUCCUUUUGACGCUAUCAAAUGAUGCUGUUUGGAAAAAUUUCCCAGCAGUUCUGUGGCUUAAAGAAACUCCCAAGGUCACGUGACUCCCGAUACUUCUGGGGCUGGUUGAAUGCAGUGUUUAAUAAAGUGGAUCAUGAACGCAUCCGGGAUGUUGGCCCUGACAGGGCAGCGUCCGAGUGGCUGCUGCGCUGUGGGGCUGUGGUGCGCUACCACGGCCAGGAGAGGUGGCAGAAGGACUACAACCACCUCCCAACAGGCCCUCUGGACAAAUACAAGAUUCAGGCAAUUGAUGCCACUGAUUCUUGUAUCAUGAGCAUUGGAUUUGAUCACAUGGAAGGCCUACAGCAUGUUGAAAAAAUAAGGCUAUGCAAGUGUCACUAUAUUGAGGAUGACUGUUUGGAGAGACUUAGUCAACUUGAAAAUUUACAAAAAAGCAUGUUGGAAAUGGAAAUAAUUUCAUGUGGGAAUGUCACAGACAAAGGUAUCAUUGCUUUGCAUCAUUUAAGAAACCUCAAGUAUUUGUUUUUAAGUGAUCUUCCUGGCAUAAAAGAAAAAGAAAAAAUUGUCCAAGCCUUUAAAACAUCACUGCCUUCUCUGGAACUAAAAUUAGACUUGAAGUAAAAUAGUAAUAUUCAGUAAGUGUCUUAUUUCAAUAUAAAGUAUCACGUGCAAUUGUUGAUCCUAAACAGCAACAAAUAUUACAUAAACAUCAACAGAACUACAAGAAUCUUAUACCACAACAUUCUAGCAGAGUCCAUCAUGUAGAAAAUAAACAUUCAGAUGUGAUUCACCAAAGUUACUAAGUUAGAAGUGAGAAUUUAGGUACGUUAAAUCAUUUUAAGAAAAAUGCAAACCAGGUACCAUUUUAAUUCUUAUAUAUUCCUUAUUUUAUAUCAAUCCUAUAUAAAUAUCUCUUGAUGUAGAUACUGAAGAGUUCUUUAAAAUGAUUUAAAUGUACAACACAGAUAUUCUUUAUUUUUAACAGUAAUUUGUUACUUUAAAGUUUUUGAAGCAUGUUACUAUAAAUAUACAAUUAUGAAAAACUGAAAGCUAAAUUUCAGAUUCACUGAUGGAGUCAGUUAUGCAAAGUAGUCAGAGGUUGCUGGGGCAUUCAUAUUGCUUCCCAGGAUUCGCAUGCAUUUGUCAUGAUCCUGCAUUCCUGUGCUCUUUAUACCAUACAACCUUUCUCUGAAUGAACAGUUUCUGGCUAAUUUGUCUAUUUUGUAGGCUUAGUCUAGUGUCUUAUUAAAACUAGACAUAAAUACCUGGCUGGAUUUAAAUAGCUUUGCUGAUUGCAAUAGAACAGAGGAAACAAUGAUGAAGGCCAGCAGAGCUAUACUUACUUUCUGCUUAAAUUAAAAAACUGCUUCAAACAGAAAAAUUUAACAUGUCAGUUAGAAACUAAUUUGUAUUCCCUCAGAUAUGUUGGAUAGUACUUCCCAUGAGCUCAAGGGACAUCAUAAGAAGUAUAAGCACAAAAUUCACUGUACAUCUAGAAAGCAGUGAUAAAGAAUAUCAUAAAUAGGUAUAAACAGAUCUUUAUUUUUGCCUGCUUCAAAUGGUCCUGAUUCUAUUAUUGUUAGUUAUAUGCCAACUUGUUUGUGGAUUUCGGUAUGUUUGGUUUGAAUAUUAAUCUGUUGAAUAUAACCUUGACUGGAGAUAAUUUUAAAAUAAACACUUUCUGUGAUGCA